AUGUUGACUCUCCUAACCUCAAUUCCCGCAAGCGAUUGGGGGGGCCCAUUAUUCCCAUCUGUGCUCCCUCCGACCAAGGCGCAGGAUCCUCGGCUAGCCGGUACCGCUAGGCCACCAGUUGGUCCUCAAUCAUCGAACACCCAACAGGCACACCAAAACCUCUUGAUCCAGAGACCUCCUCCAGACCCAGCCCCACAGGUGCCUCCACUCUUGACCCCUGAUAGCGCCCUGGGCCCUACGUCCACAGACAACCAAAAUGCACCUAGUCGCCAAGGUGCAUUGUCCAUCUCAGACUUGGUCAACUCAUUGGUCAAAUUGAACAAGUGCGAGGAAGAGAAAGAGAGACUCCAAAAGGAAAUAGGUUCUAUCACCAAAAACCUACAGAGGGCGAAGCAAAAUCAACAAUUCCCGAGCGUCAUCGCUCUCUUUCAGCAACAGCUGGACGCGGCCAAAGAUGAAUUAGCCAACCAUGUCAAAUCGAUUGCCCAGUAUCGAUCACUCUCCAAUAAGGCGCAGGAUAGCUUUAAUUCGACAUUGUCGCAGUUCAAGCCUCAACCCCAACUCGAAAAGAUACCUGAGAGGGUCGAUAAUCUGGAGUCCACGAUCAAGGGAAUGGGACAAGGCCCUGGCCCGACAGGCAGCGGUGACAAUCCAAUGAAAGGGAAUACCGAAGUUGGAGGAGUCCAAACGGACAUGCGGAGCCGGGACAAAGAUAUCACUGAACUCAGGGGAAAGCUGGACAAAGUGGAACAUGCCCUCGAGCAUCCUAAUGGCUUGAAGGAGGCACUGGAAUACGUGGGAAGGAUCGCGAACUCCGUCAAUGUUCAAUCUAAACGGAGUGGUCGAUUUAUGGACCAGAUUUCAAGCCUCGAGGAUGAAGUAAAGGCUGCCGACAAGAACCUUGAAGGUAAGAUUGCUGCCAUUAAGAAGAUAGUCGACACCGUCCAGGAAGAGCUCGAAAAUUCCAACCAGCGGCUAGAUACCAACAUUUCGGAUCUUGGUUCCAAAUUGAAAAGUACGAAUGAGCUGGUUGAGAGCAAGCUUUCUUCCAUUGAAAGUGAUAUCAGGACUCUCGAUACUCAGCGACAUAAUCUGAGCAAUAGCACGUCAACUCAGAUCUCACAGAUUGAAACCGACUUUGAAGCCCAAAGGAGGCAGGCCACGGAGAAGAUUACCGCCCAAGAAGAUCUCCUGGCCUCACUCAAAACCCAGCGACAAAGCCUUGACAACGGCGGCCGGCUUUCAUCCGAAGCAACCCCAACUCCCCACAGCGGGAUGUUUACAAGAGUGGUGUCUCUGGAAAAAAGAGUUCAGAAACACGCAGACCUCCUGAACAAUAUUACGAACCUCCACAAGGAGGUGGAUGUCAUGCGUGUAGGUGAAUUGGCUGCUUUAAAGCAGAAUCAAGAGUUGAGCCAAAAGUCAUUGCAAACCAGACAGGAUGACACUUUAAGAAAGGUGGAGGACCUGACGAAGAAAUCCGAGGAAAUGACCAACAGUCAGACGACACUCAGCGCGGACUUUAACCAACUUAGAGCAUCCUUGCCUGAAAGCUUGGAGCGCCUCCGAAACAACCUCCAAAGUGAACUAGAUGCAUUCAAAACCAGCCUUACUCCAGUCUCCGACCUUGCUCAGGCUGUAACUAAGUGCGAGAGUAAAAUCGAGUCUAUCUCCAGGGGCAUUCGGUCGCUAGAAAAUCGAUGGAACAACAUCACUACAGGCGAUUUAGUCAAUUCCAUGGCACGUGCCAUGCAGGAAAUGUACCCCUCUGUUGAUCAACUGAGUCAACAAUUGACCGCCUACCGAAGUGAAAUUGAAGCCAGAAUUUCUACACUCAAGUCAGAUGCAGACGCGUUCAAGGCGGACGCGGAGAUGCUUAAGACAGAUACGAGCCAAUUGAAGGCAGAUACGCAAAAGGCCCAGGCAGAUGCACAAAAGGCACAGGCCAGCGCAGAGAUGUCUCGAGCACCACAGGUGUCACCCGAGCAACUCCAGACUUUGACUCAGUUGCCGACUUUGCUCCAACAGGUCAAAGACCUUUCUGACAAGCUUGUUCCAAUCGAACGAGCCAUCCAAGAGCAUAGUGAUGAGCUGCAGAGAAAUCUUGUACUGCGGAGUGAAUUGCACAACAAGGUCGAGGCUCAAGACGAUACGAUCGGAGGCAUUUCUGUAAGGGCCGAGGAUCAGGUUGGUGUACUUGAAAGUAUCACGGAGUCCACAGACCAGAUUGGACCAUUGAUCAAUAAGGUCGAUGCUCACAUCUCGAAACUCGAGGCCGUUCAACGAACGAUCGACGAGUUAACUGGGACUGCGGCGGAGGGAAACCCUACAGCAUCCGGUACUCUUGACGCGAUCCGGAUACGACUGAAAACCCUGGAAGAUUGGAGCAAAACCGAAGGCAAAGAUCGCGCCAAUCUCCGUACACAACUGAAAAGCUUGAAGGAAGAUGCAGAUCUUGACGCUCUCAGGGCAAAGCUCAAAGAUUUGAAAGAUCGGAAGGAAGCCGAAGAUAACAAUUUUACCGGACUCCAGGAACAGGUGGAAGCCCUUGGAAAGCGGGAACCACCGGUAUCAUUGGAGCAAUUCACUGCGCAGGGGGAUGAGGUGAAGAUGUACAUCAAACGCCUGAGGAAAGCUGAAGACACUUUCAAGGUGCUUGGAAAAGGGCUUGGAAAAGGAGAAAGCAUUGUCGAGAUUCUCGCUCAGUGGGCCAAGGAGGAGCAGGAGGAGGAGAAGGAGGAGGGCAUCGAUGGGCCGGAAACUCCUCAACCCCAAUCAAACGGCCGUGCUGCUUUUACUCCCAGGCCUACCGCAACACCCAAGACAGUCCCCACGGGCCCUACUCUAGGUGCAUACCAACCAGUCGAGCUCAACGUGAAGGGACAUGCCGGAAAUCCCACACCCAGCGUUUCGAAGUCAAACCACACUGCGGUGCAAGUUCGACAGCCAUCACAAACGCCUAGUGGGCCCAGUUCCAGUCAUCCAUCGCCGUAUGGCGGCAAAUCUGCCGAACCCCGUCAGGUUCAACAUCUGAAAGGAAAGCGACGGGUGUCCUCUGUAACAGACUCUGAGGACGAAAGAAGCACAGCCGAAUCCUCUUCGGUGGUUGAGUCUUCGCCGGCUCCUAGCUCGGGACCGUCAUCUUUUACUCCGGGCUCCAGCAGAAAGGACAAGAAGAAGGCAAAGAAGAGAGCAGAUUGGGAAGAGAACUCCCAUUCUUCAAACAGACCAGGCAAAAAGCGGAAGCGGAGCAAACUGGAGAAUGAGUAG
Molecule: messenger RNA, 3270 nt
Organism: Penicillium mononematosum
Lineage: Eukaryota; Fungi; Ascomycota; Eurotiomycetes; Eurotiales; Aspergillaceae
Exons: 1
Coding region: 1-3270 (1089 amino acids)
Source: RefSeq, a predicted model, not a curated record